Carassius carassius (crucian carp) is the source of this 1232-nucleotide messenger RNA. Its product is annotated as muscle, skeletal receptor tyrosine-protein kinase-like. NCBI's taxonomy places the organism in Eukaryota, Metazoa, Chordata, Actinopteri, Cypriniformes, Cyprinidae. The transcript is spliced from 7 exons. Bases 141 to 1160 code for a protein of 339 amino acids. The record is from RefSeq and is a predicted model, not a curated record.
UCUGCAGCACACACACACACACACACACACACACACACACACACACUCUACUGUCUGCUGCCACUGCAUCUCACAGCUCCGACAUGAGACUGACCGAUGGAUUUUAAAGCUGAUUCGAAGCAGAACGUUCUAAGGUGAAGAUGAAGGUCCUCAAAAACAUUCCACUGAUAGUUCUUCUGGUGUAUUUCAGCCUGAGUGAAGGGCUCCAGAGAGCACCCAAAAUCACAACAUUGCUUGAGACAGUGGACGUCUCUCUGGAUCAUAACGCAACUUUCAUCUGUGAGGUUGAUUCAUACCCUCAAGCUGAUAUAACAUGGACGCGGAAUAACUACCCAAUACGGUAUUACGAUUCCAGAUACAUUAUACAAGAAAAUGGCCAAAUGCUGAUCAUUCCCAAUGUAAAGGAUUCAGACAAUGGAGAAUACUGUUGCGUUGCAAGCAAUGGGAUUGGAGAACCGGCCAAGAGCUGUGGAGCUUUACAGCUGAAGAUGAAGCCUCAAAUCAAAAGACAUCCUACUAACAUGACAUUGAUUGUAGAGUCCAAAGCAGUGUUGCCAUGUUUAACAAUAGGAUAUCCAAAACCCGGCAUAUCCUGGAUUAAAGAAGAUGAUUUGAUAAAGGUUAAUAGUCGUAUAUCAGUUUUGGAAUCUGGUUCCCUAAAAAUUAACAACAUCAAGAAAGAGGAUGCUGGACAGUAUCGCUGUGUGGCCAGGAACAGUUUUGGAAUCGUGUACUCCAAACCAGUCACUAUUGAAGUGCAAGCUCCUGCCAAGAUACUGAAAGUUCCCAAGGAGAAGAAAGUUCAGAUUGGAUCAGAGGUUACGCUGGAGUGUAACGCCACUGGCAACCCUAUCCCAUCCAUAACUUGGCUUGAGAACGGCAAUACGAUUUCUGGUGCGUCAGUGGAGGAGACGUUGGUGGAUGAAGUCAUCGUGUCUGUUCUGCGCGUGGUGGUUCAUAAACCAGCUCUCUACACCUGUCAGGCUACUAACCAGCACAGCGGAGGAGCCAACACCGUUAAAGCCACGGCUAAAAUAACUGUCUCAGGUGAGCUAAGGCACCAACGCUAUCUCACGACCAAUUCAUAUGUAUUUUACAAGGUGGCUAAUUCGUACAAAUUCGUAGGACCUCAUUCGUACGAUUUUGUACAAUUUGUCUAGACCCCAGUGACGUGUAGGUUUAGGGGCAGGGUUAGAUGUAGGUCAUUCGUACAAAUUUAUACAAAUUGCACA